CUGAGCCCGGGAGAGGGCGAACAAUGGAGGCGCGGAACUGGUGGUCCGCUCCCCCAGCGAAGGGCGAGGGUGGGCCGCAUCGUCACUGGUACCUGUGUUCGACGCAUGGGUUUUAGUUUUUACAGACUUUAUUUAUUUGCUUCCCCAUUUGAAGUGCAUUCAAACUUUUUAGAAGCAAUUGUAGCUUAUUCCACCCCCAAAAAUGGACAGUCAGCUUCUGGCUGAGAAGUACACUGAUGAUUCGGAAGAAUUACAUUUCCCUGACUCGAUUUCCACCGAACUAGCCCCCUCGCUAUUAAGUAGUGGAACACCUAUGAGUGGAGAAAGAGAUGCAUCAGCUUCUGGCGAUGACACAGCAGGAGGGACUUCAGACUACCGGCAAACCCUCGCUACCCCGGCGCCAGCUACUGAGCCCAGUAACGCAGAGCAGAGUUCCGGCGUGUCCGAGGUCCCGGGUGAUUUCCAAGCCGAGGAUACCGCCGAACCCGUUCCUCACCUUGUCACAUUCACAGUGACUGUAACCCUGGCAGUACCGACCGUGAAAGAGAGUAACAAAAUGAAAGAUCGGAAGUCUAAGGCACUGAAGAUGUUGGAAGCAUUAAAAGCUAUCAGCUACUUCCACAUGGAAGCAUCUCUUCUUCCAAAUGCUGAACCAAUAAAAUUUGAUCUGGUGACCUUUGAAAAAGCUGCUAAGCUCUACAUGGCAACUGAUUCCCAGGUUCUAAAGCCGUGGAAUGAAGAUGAACGGAGGUGGUUGAUCUUCUGCCAUAACGUGGAGCUGCCUGUUACUAAGGAAUUAAUAUUAACACUUGUCCCUCAUAGAAUGACACUUGGGAUAUGGGAAGGUAAAGACAAAGUGAGCCCAAAGGCCAAGUUUGAUCACCCCAAGAACUUGCAUCAUCUUUUGGACAAGGAAGAAGCAAGUGUCGGUAGUAUAAAAUAUUCGGUUAAGGAUCAAUUAGAAUUGUUGGAAAACAGCCCCCUCUUGACAACCUAUAAAGCAACAGACGAUUUGCCACCAGAAACCAUGAACGUUCCUGCGCAAGGAGCAGUUUCCACAUUGACCCUUCCUGAAACUGAAAUAACGACUUUGAAUGAACAGCUACAGAGGAAAAUAUGUGCAGAUAUGAAGCCAAAGAAAUUAAUCAAGAUACAGGGUGCAAAAAAGCAUUCAUCAGUUUGGAUGCCCACAAAGGCAAGUUCUCACAAAAAAGGCAAAGAAGCAACAACAAAGAAGCAAGAUACAAUCAAAAUCAUCCCCCCAAAAAUACAUCAUAGGAAAAAGAAAGUCAAAGAGAAACCAGUACCAGCUUUGAUAAACCUGGACAUUAAACUUCUCCUUGCGGGAGAAAAAUCCGUCACAAAUAAAUUGGAAAAAAUAAUCCCUGGACUACUGGAUGCUCUUUUCACCGUAUCAGUGGAUAAAUCACUAAUGUCAAAGGAAGUGGAGGAGGAAUUGAAUCCAAUGGUUAUUCGUAUUAUUUCAGCCAGCUCAAUGCCAUCGACCCCUGUGCCAAUACAUGUACUGCAGGAAAGAUGCAGCCCUGUUUACUGUCAGUAUCAGCUCUUUGAUUUGCCUUGUCAUCAGACCAAAGAAAGAGAACAUGGGUCGGAGGUGUCCUUCAAGGAUGUCAAUGUGAUUCUGACUGGGACCAUCGAUCCAGAUAAACUCAGAGAGUAUUUCCACGGGCCCCCACUCAUGAUAGAGAUCCACGACCGUGACAAGAAGCCAAAAGCCCAAUCUCAACCACCGGCAUUGUUUGGUACUGAAACUGAAGAUAGCAAGCUGAGCAACAUUGGCCUUGUUAGUAAUAAGCGAACUGUUCAUGACCCCUUUGUGGAUGCCAAUAAAGCUUGGGAUCCUUACGGCAUUGCUAAACUGAAUUUUUCAGAAUUGGUAUAUGGUGAAACAUGCUUAAACCUUGCUUUGUCAAUACAGAACAGCAGUUUGCCAGAUCCAUUAGGAUAUCGAAGGGACGGAUUGGGCGGACGUAUUCUAGGUGUUGCAGGAGCUGUUGAUGGACCCGAGGACCAGCCAUUACCAAAAGGACAUUACUUGGAAUCAAACUCCAUGCUUCAUGUUAGAGUGCAAAUUGCUUACCCUUUAUCACAAAGGGGUGAGUCCUCGUUGAAUGAAGAGUGCCAAUUUGGUCGGAUAAUAUACAUUUUUGAUUAUAAUAACAGAACCUUUCUUCACAGUCUACUCGAGCAAGUUGGUUCAAUUAAUUCGCUAGCUCUUUGCUUGGAUUCACAGUCAAGUGGAAAAGGAAGCGAAGGUGGAUCAGUGGAUGCAGAACUUAGUUCAGAUUCUGAACUAAAACCCAGUUCCAAUCUGGAUAGUGUUUCAAUUUAUAAUGUGCAUGGUGGUUCAGUUUCCAGUUUGAAUGUGGUGACAGGUUUUCAUGUAAUGGAUGGAAUAAUUCACCUCUUUGUUUUGGAGGGACUGAAGAACAAAGGACUCAGGACAUUAUGGGAAAAGCUGCCUAUCAGAUCUGUGGCUGGUGAAGAAGGGGUUAAGGUUUUGUACAAUUCUGAAUUAAGUUUUCAUCAGCCACUAUAUGCAAACUUAGAUGAUUACAUUUAUCAUCUUUACCUCCACGAGCCCUUGAGUAAUAUUAUAAAGCAACCUUUGUUAUAUGUCCGGGAUAUGGCACCUCAGGACUGUUUUCAGGCAUUGCACAGACUUCAAUGCAUUUGUUCUGCUAAAAAGUUGAGGGAAGUUGUACAGGGCGACCUCUUCCCAACGGCAGCAAUGAUAAUGGUCCUGAGCCGGGAAUUUGGAAUUCCAGCCUCUGAAACUGGUCCACAUAACAUCAAGGAUUCAGCAACCAUCCCAACUUUACUCAUCUCAGAAGCUGCACCACUGAUAAGGUCUCCUUAUAGUCGACUGGACAUGUACAAUAACAAAUAUAUACAGAGCAAACUACAUCAGAUAACCCAUACAAAUCACAUUCAGAGUAAUAUUGAUGCGAUUUAUGAAGCCAGCAAAAAACUGAAAGAAAUCAAACCAAGAUCAAUAAAAGUUGUUCCUUCUGAAGGGACAAAGGUGCAUAACUAUUCCAUUCAGACCUUCAACUCUGCCGAGCAGGCGAAGGAAUUGUUGCGUGAGGAAUUGGCUAAGAGGCCAAAGCAGAGAUUCACAUACAGUCAGACAUUCUUAUGGGGAACAGUGGCUCCUGUGGACAUUGCCAAUGAGGAAAAGAGAAUAAAGAAAAUAUCGAAGGAGGCUUGGCUAACCUUUGAUGGAUUCCGGUUUUCGGGGUUCAAAAGUAGCCAGGAGGCAAAUGAACAUCCAAAAAAACCCGAUGAAGCCCGGGUAGACGAACUUAAAAAGCCUUGGAAGGAAAACGUUCUAAAUGAGAACCUAAAACCAUUGCUCAAGAGUCGAGAUAGAUGGAAAUGGAGUGAAAGGCAUAAGGAUUUUGAAUUGUACAAGAAAGUACAAGCUGCUCCAGUGCCAGUCAGCAUUCACUUGGCCGGUGAUACUUUAAGAGCUGAACAGCUUGAAAGCAUUCACAAAGAUUAUGAGGACUGGCAUAAAAAGCUUAAACCUUACAGAGACACUACAAACCCCAAGUUACCAUCAACCAGACUAGAAGCUAAGUUGGAGUUAGACAAUUGUGUGACAGUCUGUCUCAAGCCGGCAAUUUUUCAAAAGCAUGUACUGAAGUAGUCACAUCGUCAAUGUCUGAAAGCCUACUAAGGAUAUGCUAAAGACUCAUCAUUCUCAAGACAACAAUAUAGCAAUAUAAUCAUUCUAAGAUAAUAUGAUAACAUAUACCCAGUUACCUGAU
Messenger RNA from Mobula hypostoma (lesser devil ray), 3794 nucleotides. RefSeq names its product cilia and flagella associated protein 92 (putative) (gene cfap92). The coding region runs from base 203 to 3673 and encodes 1156 amino acids. The transcript has 17 exons. The record is from RefSeq and is a predicted model, not a curated record. Lineage: Eukaryota; Metazoa; Chordata; Chondrichthyes; Myliobatiformes; Myliobatidae.